GGGCGCGGCCAGGCAUGGUCCUCCGCGGGGCGGAGCGGGCACGCGGAGACUUGGUAAUCGGGAGGGACGCUACUGGGCAGCAUGGCUCGAAAGCGCACCGCAGGCGGAAGGCGGCGGAGGCGCGGCCGAGAAGUCGAGGACAAUAAAGCAGCCCGGCAGGAGGAGAGCGAGACGGAUGACUUUGAAGAUGAGAAACAGAAGCCCCCCAAAAAGGACUUUCUUUCGAAAGUUUCCCAAGGAAAGAGGAAGAAGAGAGGCUUCAGUGAUCCAGGAGAUGCCACAAAUGGUUCAGCAAAAAAGAAAGUGGCCAGAGCCACUGCUAAAUCUGAGAGGCCCAAGGCUCUGAAGGAGGAAGCCCUCAGCGACGGGGAUGAUUUUAGGGACUCUCCAGGUGAUUGCAAGAAGGUAAAGAAACAUCCAAAGAAAGAAGUGGUGGACAAAAGCAGUGAUGAAGAUCAGGACAGUGAAGAUGACUGGGAGGAGGUGGAAGAACUUACUGAGCCUGUGCUGGACAUGGGAGAAAAUUCUGCCACCUCAUUGUCUGCCUUGCCAGAGAAGGCAGUGGAAAUAGAAAUUGAAACACCAGAGCAGGCGAAGGCACGGAAAAGAAGUGAGAAGAUAAAGAUGGAACUUGAGACAUACGUGAGGAGGAUGAUAAAGCGCUUCAAUAAAGAAGUGCAGGAGAACAUGCACAAGGUUCACCUGCUGUGCCUGCUGGCCAGUGGCUUCUAUCGAAAUAACAUCUGCCGGCAGCCAGAUCUGCUGGCCAUUGGCCUCUCCAUCAUCCCAGCUCAUUUUACCAAGGUGCCCCUUCAAAACAGGGACGUCUCCUACCUUUCAAAACUGGUGAAGUGGUUUAUUGGAACCUUCACUGUCAAUACGGACCUUUCAGCCAGUAAGCAGGACAGCCUGCAAACAACCUUGGAAAGGAGAAUCGCCAUUUACUCUGCAAGGGAUAAUGAAGAGUUGGUCCAUAUAUUUCUUCUGAUUCUUCGGGCUCUGCAGCUGCUCACCCGGCUGGUGUUGUCUCUACAGCCCAUUUCACUGAAGUCAUCUGUGACAAAGGGGAAGAAAUCUCCCGAGGAAACAUCCUUAGAGGGUCCUGGAGGCUCUUCAAAACCUUCCAGUAAAGUUUCCAAAAGCCACAACAAACCCACAACCAGCAAAAGAAUCAAGCAAGAAGAAACCUUUUCUGAGGGCAAUGGCAAGGCAGAUGCCAGAGGGGAGAGAAGGAAGGCUGCUGUGGGCAACAGACAGCAGAGAAAGCCCUCCUGCAGUGAGGGAGAGGAGGCCAAGCGAAAAAUCCAGAGCUGUUCACAUACCCAAAAGCGAAAGCGGCGGGUGGCUGCCAAGGUGUCUUACAAAGAAGAGAGUGGGAGCGAUGAGGCGGGCAGUGGCUCUGACUUUGAACUGUCCAGUGGAGAAGGCCAGCAUUCUUCUGAUGAAGAUUCUGAGCCUGGCCGUCGAAGGCGGAAGAGGGCCCUUGCUCCUCAGAGGACAAAGGCUGGGUCUAAGAGUGCUUCAAAGACCCAGUGUAGAAGCCAGCGUGAGCAGCCAAGCUUUUCAGCAGCAUCUUCAGGUUCUUUAGGCAGUAAGAGAGGCAAGAAGGUCUCCAGUGGCGGUGAGGAGACAGAAGAUCGGAAAGCUUCUGGUGUAGACCAGUGGCUGGAAGUGUUCUGUGAGCCACAGGCGAAGUGGGUGUGUGUGGACUGUGUGCAUGGUGUGGUGGGCCAGUCUGUGAUCUGUUACAAAUAUGCCACCAAGCCCAUGACCUAUGUUGUAGGCAUUGACAGUGAUGGCUGGGCCCGAGAUGUCACUCAGAGAUACGACCCAUUCUGGAUGACAGCAACCCGCAAGUUCCGGGUUAAUGCUGAGUGGUGGGCUGAGACUUUGAGACCCUAUCAGAGCCCACUUACGGAGAGGGAGAAGAAGGAAGACUUAGAGUUUCAGGCAAAGCACCUGGAGAAGUCUUUGCCCACCUCCAUCGGCACGUAUAAGGACCACCCCCUGUAUGCCCUGAAGCGCCACCUCUUGAAAUUCCAGGCCAUCUACCCUGAGACAGCUGCAGUUCUCGGGUAUUGUCGUGGAGAAGCUGUCUAUUCCAGGGAUUGUGUGCAUACCCUGCACUCCAGGGACACGUGGUUGAGGCAAGCAAGAGUGGUGCGGCUUGGAGAAGUGCCCUAUAAGAUGGUGAAAGGCUUCUCUAACCGCGCCCGGAGAGCCCGGCUUUCAGACCCCCAGAUGAACGACCACAAUGACUUGGCCCUCUAUGGUCACUGGCAGACAGAAGAAUAUCAGCCCCCUGUGGCUGUAGAUGGGAAGGUACCUCGAAAUGAGUUUGGGAACGUGUAUCUCUUCCUGCCCAGCAUGAUGCCUAUUGGCUGUGUCCAGAUGAACUUGCCUAACCUGCACCGUGUGGCUCGCAAGCUGGACAUCGACUGUGUGCAGGCCAUCACUGGCUUCGAUUUCCAUGGAGGCUACUGCCAUCCAGUAACUGAUGGCUACAUUGUCUGUGAGGAAUUCAAAGAUGUGCUGCUGACUGCUUGGGAGAAUGAACAGGCCCUCAUUGAAAAGAAGGAGAAGGAGAAAAAGGAAAAGCGGGCGCUGGGGAACUGGAAGCUGCUGGUGAGAGGACUGCUCAUCAGAGAGAGGCUGAGACUCCGAUAUGGGGCCAAGAGCGAGGCAGUACCUUCCCAUGCAAAUGCAGGAGGUGGACUCUCUUCUGAUGAAGAGGAAGGGACCAGCUCACAAGCAGAAGCAGCCAGAGUUUUGGCUGCUUCCUGGCCACAAAACCGAGAGGUUAAACAAGAGCAGAAGCCUGAAUACCCUAAGAGGACCCGGAGGAGGCGGGCGGCAGAGGCCUCCCAUCUCUUCCCAUUUGAGAAGCUGUAAAGUGUGAGUGUCCACCAAGCCAGAGAAGGCAGACGGCUGAUGGGCCCUGGGGACUGCAGGCCAGACGGAAGUUGAGCUGUAGAUCAGUCUGACACCAGCCCCAGCCAAAGCCCCAUAGGGUGGUGCUGGAAGCUGCCCAGAACCCACUUUGGCAUUUGGAACAGUUUUCUGGGUGAUACCUUCUGACCCUUGGACCUUGGGAUUCUGUCUUUGGAAAUGUUUGUUUUAGAGGGUCUUAUUUGUUCAAAAUUCCUGUCUUAUGCUGAGGGCUGAGAUUACAGGUAUAUGCCACAAUGCCUUAUCUUUUUUUUUUUUUUUUUUUUUUAAUUCUGUCUUAAAUAGAAAUCACUAGGAAAUUAUGGGUAUUGAAGCACUGGGACACACCUCUAGUGCAGUUCAUGAAUGCUUGUUCUCCUCUCCUACAGACACAGGGCAUCUGCUUUUCAGGCCUGACUUCUCCUGAGUCAGGUUUCCAGUACUGCCUAAUGCUUUUCUAUCGGAGACACAGGCAUCUCUUGUCAAUGCACUUUUGGAAUUGAUUUUACAGUGGCAGACUAGAACAAAGGGCUAAAAUCAAGAAAGAAGGGGAAAAAUUUGAGAAUUAUGAAAAUGUUUGUAAAAGAUUAGUCUUAGACUACAUCCAGUUCUGGAUACAUUUACUCUGUACUAAGCUGCUAUAUGCCAGCUACUCAGGAGAAAGCCCUUUUAUAAAAUCUUUACAGAAAAUAAAGCAUUUACCUAAAAGCA
Meriones unguiculatus (Mongolian gerbil) is the source of this 3639-nucleotide messenger RNA. It is a transcript of the gene Xpc, whose product is annotated as XPC complex subunit, DNA damage recognition and repair factor. NCBI's taxonomy places the organism in Eukaryota, Metazoa, Chordata, Mammalia, Rodentia, Muridae. The transcript has 16 exons. The record is from RefSeq and is a predicted model, not a curated record. Gene Ontology annotation, molecular function: single-stranded DNA binding; damaged DNA binding. Gene Ontology annotation, cellular component: nucleotide-excision repair factor 2 complex; nucleus; XPC complex. The coding region runs from base 82 to 2892 and encodes 936 amino acids. Gene Ontology annotation, biological process: nucleotide-excision repair; mismatch repair.